Molecule: messenger RNA, 527 nt
Organism: Larimichthys crocea (large yellow croaker)
Lineage: Eukaryota; Metazoa; Chordata; Actinopteri; Sciaenidae
Gene: mrps18c
Product: mitochondrial ribosomal protein S18C
Exons: 6
Coding region: 73-480 (135 amino acids)
Biological process (GO): mitochondrial translation
Cellular component (GO): mitochondrial small ribosomal subunit; ribosome
Molecular function (GO): small ribosomal subunit rRNA binding; structural constituent of ribosome
Source: RefSeq, a predicted model, not a curated record
GGAACUAAAGUUACAAGCAACAUCAGUGAAGCGAGCACUCGGUGUAACACAUCCGGUCCUGUGCAGAUCAACAUGUCCGCUGUGAGGAACUUCCUGAGGAUCAAACCUGUGAUUCCUGCGACCGGAAGCACGAGGUUAAGGAGUCUGACGUCAUCUUCAGGUCUGACGUCAUCGUCAGGUGUCCAGCAGAGAGGUGACGUGCUGGUGAAGAUGGAGAACCCGUUCAGAGAGCCGCAGACAGGAUGUGUGCUCUGCGGCGUCACCGUGGACUUCAAGAACACCCAGCUGCUCUCUCAGUUCGUCUCGCCUCACACGGGCAGGAUCUAUGGCCGUCACAUCACAGGUCUGUGUGGACGGAAACAGAAAGAAGUGUCCAAGGCCAUCAAGAAGAGUCAGUCACUGGGUUUCAUGGCGGUGACUCACAAACAUCCUCAGUUCAUGAAGGACCCGAACAUCUGCGGAGUCCGACACCUGGAGUGACGAUCAGUGUGUGUCUAACAUGUGUAUUAAAGUGUCUCUGAACUGUG